AUGGAGCCCUACGUGGUGCUGGACCCGCGGCAGCGAGCGCUGUACCGCGACGUGAUGCAGGAGAGCUACGAGGCGCUGAUGGCGCUGG
This is a messenger RNA of Merops nubicus (carmine bee-eater), 88 nucleotides long. RefSeq names its product zinc finger protein CKR1-like. The annotation marks the transcript as partial. The transcript has a single exon. Lineage: Eukaryota; Metazoa; Chordata; Aves; Coraciiformes; Meropidae. The record is from RefSeq and is a predicted model, not a curated record. Gene Ontology annotation, biological process: regulation of DNA-templated transcription.